AUGGCUUUCUCGGAUGUGCUUUGUGUGGUCAGUUUUAGGACCUUUUAUUCAAUGAGCGAGCUUUCAGUUUUUGGAGACGUCCUGACUCCAUUCGUUUGCAAACUUGGUGCAUAUUUUGGAUAUCUUUCAUUAUCAUUGUCGGUUUUAAGCUUAAUGCUUAUUUCAGUAGACAGGUUCGUUGCCAUCGUGUUUCCUAUGAAAGUGUCGAUGAUUUCACGCCCGGUAAGAUCAAUUUUCAUUUGGCUAAGCUGGGUCUUCUCAUUGGUUUUCGUAAUUCCGGCUUGGUUUGAAGUAAGGCUGGCUAAGGAAACUGAAAAACCUCUCAUUUGCUCUCCGAGAAAGUUCAACACACUGUACUCCGCUUACACCUUUGUACGGCUUUUGGGCUUCUAUUUCCUACCGCUUAUCGUCAUUACAAUCUUAAACAUAUGUAUCAUCAAUUCGUUGCGUAAAACUAAUCCUGUUAUUCAAGGAAACAGUCUGAGCAGCGCCAUAAGACAUAAAAGAAAUCAGCGAAUAAUGAAGAUGCUAAUUUUAAUCAUUGUUGUCUUCUUCUUGUGUUAUACACCGAGAACUGCUUUUCCUAUU
Messenger RNA from Porites evermanni, 588 nucleotides. NCBI's taxonomy places the organism in Eukaryota, Metazoa, Cnidaria, Anthozoa, Scleractinia, Poritidae. The record is from the annotation of a GenBank genome assembly.